Messenger RNA from Drosophila grimshawi, 1252 nucleotides. RefSeq names its product ER lumen protein-retaining receptor (gene KdelR). Gene Ontology annotation, biological process: protein retention in ER lumen; endoplasmic reticulum to Golgi vesicle-mediated transport. Gene Ontology annotation, cellular component: membrane; cis-Golgi network; endoplasmic reticulum. Gene Ontology annotation, molecular function: ER lumen protein retrieval receptor activity. The transcript has 2 exons. Bases 310 to 948 code for a protein of 212 amino acids. The record is from RefSeq and is a predicted model, not a curated record. NCBI's taxonomy places the organism in Eukaryota, Metazoa, Arthropoda, Insecta, Diptera, Drosophilidae.
AUACAUAAAUAGUGUUCAAUCGACUCAGACAGACGCUCAUAUAUGUAUGUGGCCACGUCACAUUGGCUCUCUUUGUUGCUCUCUUUUGUGCCGACAUUCUACGUACAUUUUAUAGGCGGCACAACACCAAAAAGUUUUUAGCUCGUUGGCAAAACAAGUGAAAAUUAAACAAAUACCGUGGGUUUUUUGUUGAUUGGUAAAGGUGUCGUCUAAAACCGCAACUACAGCAAAAGAACACUUAACAAAAAAAAAUAGAAAAAAAGAAGAAAAGAAGAGGGAAAAGAAGAAGAAACUGACAAAUCACUCAGAAUGAAUAUUUUUCGAUUCGCUGGAGAUUUAUCGCAUGUGUUUGCCAUCAUAAUACUAUUACUCAAAAUAUGGAAGACACGAUCCUGCGCCGGCAUAUCGGGCAAAUCGCAAAUACUAUUUGCAAUUGUGUAUUUGACACGCUAUCUGGAUCUCUUCACGACAUACGUCAGCCUCUACAAUUCGGUGAUGAAGGUCCUCUUUUUGGCCACAUCAGGCGCCACCGUCUAUUUGAUGUAUGUGAAAUUUAAGGCCACCUACGAUCACAAUCAUGACUCGUUACGCAUCGAAUUCCUGUUGAUACCUUGUGCCCUGCUCUCAUUGGUGAUUAAUCAUGAGUUCACCGUGAUGGAGGUGCUCUGGACAUUCUCGAUCUAUUUGGAAUCGGUUGCCAUAUUGCCGCAAUUGUUUCUGGUUAGCAAGACGGGCGAGGCUGAAUCGAUAACAAGCCAUUAUCUAUUUGCACUUGGCUCGUAUCGUGCUCUAUAUCUGCUCAACUGGGUCUACCGCUAUAUGGUCGAAUCGCACUACGAUCUGAUUGCGAUCUUUGCCGGCGUUGUCCAAACGAUUCUCUACUGCGAUUUCUUCUAUUUGUAUAUUACCAAAGUGCUCAAGGGCAAAAAGUUACAGUUGCCAGCAUAAGCAGCGAGCCAGCAACAACAAUUCCACAGGAAGCAGACGAGAGACGAGCAAUAAGUGAAGAUGCGGACCGCUUAUCAAAGCGUUAAUUAUAGUUCUUAAUCAUUUAACAACCACAAAAAACAACAACAGUAGCAGCGUGAAAAAGAUAUUGUAUAUCGAGAGAGAGAGUGGAGAAAAUCAUUUUUGUUGCAUUAGUUUAAAGAACGUAUAAAAUUUUAAUUGUGGCACCGUUUAAUAUAAAAAUGCAUAUAAUACCAACUCAUGCAAAUUAUUAAAGUAUACAGAAUAAUGUACAAAAACUCUA